AUGCAGUCGAUACAGACAAAGUACAAAUUAAUCUUCAAUCUCGUAGGUUUACUCCUGUUUUUGCAUCCGUGCCAUGGCAAGUUGAGAAUAGUCGGUGGCGAUUUAGCUGAGCCUGGUCAAUUCAAAUAUCACGUAGCUCUGGAAAGAGAGAGGGAUAGAUUCUAUUUCUGCGGCGGAGCCAUCGUGAGCGAUUGGCACGUCGUGACAGCCGCUCACUGUUUCGUGAAAAAUGGAGAUUUCAAGUGGCAAGACCAGAGACUCCAGGUCGUCGCGGGUCUCUUUGACUUGAAGAAACGAGAGUCAGCCGUAAUCCGCAGAAUCGAUAAAGUUUACGUGCCCACCCGCUACAUGUAUAACACUAAUUUGAGCGACAUAGCCAUGGUUCGGUUGGAGAAGCCAUUGGGCCUGGCCACGAAUCCAAACUUAACAGCCUUGAAGGCAGCUGACGCAAAACUACAGCUUGCGAAUAGAGAGGCUAUAGUGACGGGAUACGGCUACAAUCAAAUCGAAUUGAUACCCCUUGAAGAUGGUUUCGACGAGGUCGGCUAUUCGGAUGAGAAAUUGAGGUACGGUGUCACUCAAAUUUUCUCCAACAGCAUGUGCAAGAAGCUUUACGAGGCGGCAAUGGAGCCGAGUCCCCCGUUGGGAGUAAUCUGUGCCAAGAUGCGUCAGCGCGACCAAAACAAGGACGAGGGUGUUUGCUCGGGUGACAGCGGCUCGCCACUCGUGUACCAGGGCACAAAGAUCAUCGGUGUGGUGUCGGCCAAUCAAGAAAACUGCACCGACGCUUAUGUACCGACUAUGUACACCAGAAUUACGACGCAUCUGAGGUUCCUGUCGUCGGCCUUGAAAGACCUAGAGAGUCGGAAAAUUCGCACGUUCACAUAUUCGUCACAAUAUUCAUCCAUAGAAACCCAAGAGGCAUCGGUUAUGAAAGACCUCGAGAGUGAGGAAACUUCCACCAAUCCAUCACAAUUAUCUCCCGCAGAAACCAGCGAGGAGUCGAUCUUGAAAGACCUCGAGAGUGAGAAAAAUUAUACGUCCAGCUAUUCGUCACAAUUUUCUCCCAUAGAAACCGAAGAGGCAUCCGUCUUGAAAGCCCUUGAGAGUGAGAAAACUACCACCGAUUCGUCACAAUUGUCUACCACCGAAACCAACGAGGAUUCGGCCUCGACAGAAGUCGAUAGUGAGGAAAAUUCCACUUAUUCGUCACAAUUGUCUCUCAUAGAAACCGAAGAGGCAUCGGUUUUGAAAGACUUCGAGGAUGACAAAACGUCCAGCUAUUCAUCAGAAUUUUCGCCCCUAGAAAACGAAGAGACAUCGACCUUGAAAGACUUAGAGAGUGAGGAGAAUCAAACGUCUACUUAUUCAUCAGAAUUAUCUACCAUAGAAUCCAACGAAGCAUCCGACUUCAAAAACCUCGAGAGUGAGGAAAAUCAAACAUCCAGCUAUUCGUCAGAAUUUACUCCCUUAGAAAACGAAGAGACGUCGGCCUUGAAUGACCUCGAGAGUGAGGAAAAUCAAACGUCGAGCUAUUCGUCACAAUUUUCUCCCAUAGAAUUCAACGAGGUGUAG
Messenger RNA from Trichogramma pretiosum, 1575 nucleotides. RefSeq names its product transmembrane protease serine 9-like. NCBI's taxonomy places the organism in Eukaryota, Metazoa, Arthropoda, Insecta, Hymenoptera, Trichogrammatidae. Gene Ontology annotation, biological process: proteolysis. Gene Ontology annotation, molecular function: serine-type endopeptidase activity. The record is from RefSeq and is a predicted model, not a curated record. The transcript is spliced from 4 exons. Bases 1 to 1575 code for a protein of 524 amino acids.